AUGGCGCGCUACCACCACUGGCCGCAGGAGCUGCUGGCCGAUCAACGGUGGCUCGAUGAGUACCACGGUCUGCUGAAGGUCAUCAAACACGACUACGAGAAGCUCAAAGACGAGGAGGUGGAGGGAGCCAAGGGCGCCUUCCUGUUCGCGCAGUACCGCUUCCUGGCCAUGUCGUGGAAGCGCGCUCAGGAGGUGAAGCGGAAGAUGAUGGGGGAGGGAUCGAUGGAAGCAGUUCUGGGGACAGACAGCGGGAGCCCCACCCGUGAAGACACUCACAGGUGGAUCUACGAGCGGUCGCCGGCCGCACAGACCGAGCACAGGAGCCGCCCGCCCAAACGGACGCUGAGCGCCGGCCUGCGACAGCCGACCGAGUUGCCCUCGCCCGACCCGGCCACCGAGGUCAGGGAGUCGUCUCCGUCGCCGCCCAAACGUGCGGCCUUUGUGGUGGACCUGGGCCUGCUGGACCUGGGCCGCGGCCCGCCGGCGGCCGAGCAGCCGCCGGUGCGCAGCGAACCCUCGCCGUUCGGCGCCGUGGGUCAGAGGUCGGCCGGGCAGACCGGCACGCCCUGGCCCUGGGGCGGCGACCGCGAGGAGCCCAGGCAGGAGGACCCGUGGCCGCUGCCGGGCCGGCCCGCACUGCCGGCGCCCAUCCAGCGGCCCGCGCGGCGCCCGGACCCGCCGCCGGCCGCGGCCGAGCCGUGGUCGUUCGAGGAGCAGAGGCCGGCGGGGCAGCUGCGGUCACUGACCGAGGAGAACCAGAAGCACCAGCUGAACAGCAUGCAGCACGACCUGGCCGCGUACGCGCUGCGGCGCGGGUCGCAGCCGGAGGAGCGGCGCAGCGAGCAGCUGCUCUACGAGGAGCAGCGCCGGCGGCAGCUGCAGGAGGAGCAGCAGCUGCUGCGCAGACAGCUGCAGCUGAACGAGCAGCUACACCGCGAGCUGCAGCUCCCAAAUCAGCAGGCCCAGGCACAGAUACAGCGGGAGCAGCAGAUUCACUUACAGCAGAUGCAGGCUCUGGAGCAACAGCACGUCUUCCAAGAGCAGCGGCGUUUCCAAGAGCAGCAGCGCUUACAAGAGCAGCAGCAGCAGUUGGUCUUUCAGCAGGGGCCCGACUUUCGGCCCGUCGGCCCGGAGGCCAUGGAGCGGGAGGUGGAGCGAAGGCGGCAGCGCGCAGUGCUCCUCAGCGAACAGAGGCGCCGGGAGGAGCUGUGGCGGGAGGAGCCGGCGGCUGACCAGGCGGCCUUCCAGCAGCAGCAGCAGCAGCUCCGGCAGCGCUUCCUGGGCCGCCCAGUUCUGAGAGCCCGCAGUCCGGAGCAGCCGGAGCCCGGGCUGCCUGACCAGCCGCCUCCUCCCGGCGGUGAGCGGCGCCACUACCCGCCCGGCUUCUAG
Messenger RNA from Amphibalanus amphitrite, 1389 nucleotides. Its product is annotated as MAP7 domain-containing protein 1-like. Bases 1 to 1389 code for a protein of 462 amino acids. The transcript is spliced from 4 exons. NCBI's taxonomy places the organism in Eukaryota, Metazoa, Arthropoda, Thecostraca, Balanomorpha, Balanidae. The record is from RefSeq and is a predicted model, not a curated record.